Molecule: messenger RNA, 746 nt
Organism: Chiloscyllium plagiosum (whitespotted bambooshark)
Lineage: Eukaryota; Metazoa; Chordata; Chondrichthyes; Orectolobiformes; Hemiscylliidae
Source: RefSeq, a predicted model, not a curated record
GGCGGCCAUUAAACAUAAAGCCUCGGCCCCGAAUCGGCGAGUUGAAGGCCGACGACGGGUCCCCUCCCCUCCGCAAUCGUUGGUUUUUAUUUCGUUUUAACAAUUCUGUACAACGAAGAGGGAAGGGCGGCGUCAGUCUGUCAUCCCUGGAAAACCGUUUGAGAACUCGGACAAGGAUCGCUGUGAUCGGAGUCGGGGACUUUUUUUUUGAAAAUUAAAAUAUUUCCGGCGCGAGUUGCGCAAGGCGCCAAAUUAAGUGGUCGAGUCCGGCGAGGCUCCGCGCAGGCGCAUUUGUCGGCAGUCAGAGGUCGGUGAAGAUGGCGUCGACGGAUUACAGUACCUACACUCAAGCUGCAGCUCAGCAAGGGUAUGGAAGCUAUGCUGCGCAGCCUGCUCAAGCAUAUGGACAGACAACCCAAGCAUAUGCGCAGCCGAGUUAUGGAACUUAUACCCAACCCACUGAUACAACAUAUACUCAAGCGCAAACGACUGCAGCUUAUGGACAGACAGCAUAUGCUACUGCAUAUGGGCAGCCUCAAACUGGUUAUAGUGCACCAAUUGCCCCCCAGGCUUAUAGCCAACCUGUGCAGGCUUACAGCACAACUGGAUAUGAGAGUGCCGCUACUCCUCAAGCUACGUACGGGCAGCAACCGACCUACGGUCAGCAACCUACUUAUGCUGCAUAUGGGCAACACACAGCUACGACCGUUGCACCUACCAGGUAUGUAUAUCUUGGUUUACACUGA